Camellia sinensis is the source of this 435-nucleotide messenger RNA. The record is from RefSeq and is a predicted model, not a curated record. NCBI's taxonomy places the organism in Eukaryota, Viridiplantae, Streptophyta, Magnoliopsida, Ericales, Theaceae.
AUGCCUGGAUUUCUUACUCCAUUUCGGUCUCGACGAUAUCACUUGCAAGAGUUUCGUGGCCAUCGUUAUGCAGGACCUAAGGAAUUGUUUAACCAUCGACAUUCGUCAUUACGCAACGUCAUAGAAAGAACAUUUGGUGUUUUGAAGAAGCGCUUCCCAAUAUUGCAGUCCAUGCCAAAUUACAAGUCUACACGACAAGGGCCUCUCGUGAUUGCAUGUUGUGUAGUGCACAAUUGGAUCCGUUUGCAUGCAGUUAUGGAUCCAUUCUUUAUGGAAGCUGAUAAUGAAAUGGCCACAGAAGCAGAAGCAGACAGGCUUCCUGGAGACCAACCUGACUACGUUGACAUGUCACAACAUGGGUUAACGUCUCAAUCGAACGUUAGGGAUGCAAUUGCUACUGCUAUGUGGCAAAAUCAUGUUCACCAUGGGCACUGA